AUGGGGAGGAGGAUUAGGAUUAGGAGGAAUAUGAUGGAUGAGGCAGGGAAUGGGGUAAAGAAUCGGGGGGAGGCUGGGAGAGGGGGAGAAAGGAUGGAAGAAGGAGGUGGAGGAAGUAGGAGGUGGCAGAAUAAGGGAAAGGGGAUGAGAGGGAUGUGUGGAAGAGAAAAUGGGGACGAGGGAGAGGAGGAGGAGGAGGAGGAGAAGGAGGAAGAAUUAGGAGGUGGAGGAGGAAGGGAAAGGGAAGAGAGCGUAGGGGGAAACGGGAGUGGGGAAGGGGUGAGGGCCGUGGACAGGAAACUGGGCAGAGGAGGACGGAAAGGUUAA
Macrobrachium nipponense is the source of this 327-nucleotide messenger RNA. RefSeq names its product high mobility group nucleosome-binding domain-containing protein 5-like. The record is from RefSeq and is a predicted model, not a curated record. The coding region runs from base 1 to 327 and encodes 108 amino acids. The transcript has a single exon. NCBI's taxonomy places the organism in Eukaryota, Metazoa, Arthropoda, Malacostraca, Decapoda, Palaemonidae.